Messenger RNA from Ichthyophthirius multifiliis, 1035 nucleotides. RefSeq lists its product as hypothetical. Gene Ontology annotation, cellular component: mitochondrion. The record is from RefSeq and is a predicted model, not a curated record. Gene Ontology annotation, biological process: glycerophospholipid biosynthetic process. The transcript is spliced from 4 exons. NCBI's taxonomy places the organism in Eukaryota, Ciliophora, Oligohymenophorea, Hymenostomatida.
AUGAAAAAAUUAAUACCAGCCAUUUUAUCAGAUAUAGACGGAGUUUUAGUAAGAGGAAAAAAUCCAAUUCCAAGAACUUAAUAUGCUUUAAAUUAUAUAAGAUAAUCAUUAAAAAAGAUAUAUAAAAAUACAUAAACCCCCUAUAUAGAUAAUGAAAAUAUUCCAUUUUUAUGUUUAACAAACGGUGGGGGUAUACUUGAAUAGGAAAAAGCUGAUUAAUUGAAUGAUAUAUUAAAAUUAAAAGAUAAUAAAUUAGAUUAUAGUAAUAUUAUAUUAAAUUAUACUCCUUUACGUCCUAUAUUAAGCUAAUAUAGCGAUAAAUUUAUAAUAUUAGGAGGCAAAGGUAAAUUAAUCGAAAUAGCGGAAAGUUGUGGAUUAAAGUAAUUUUUGACUAUUGAAGAAUUCGCUUCAAUUUACCCAAAAUAUUUUUAAGAAAGAUAAAGAAUUUAACAAUUUAAAGCUUUUGAAAUAGCAAAAUAAAGAUUUUAGUAAACCAAUUCUGAAAUAUUUUUACACAUACCACCUGCAGUACAUGGAAUUUUUAUACUUAAUGAUCCUUUGUUUUGGGAAGAUAAUAUUUAAUUAAUAUUAAACUAUACUGUAAAAGCUAAUAAAUUGCCUAUUCCUUUAUAUGUAGUUAAUAAUGAUUUAACUUAUGCUGAUUCUUUUCGAUUAAAUAGAUUGGCUUUUGGAGCCUUUAGUAUAGCAGUUAUUUCUAUAGCAGAAAAAAUUUAUAAUAGAAAUAUUUAAAUGUAGGUUUAUGGAAAACCUUCAUUUUAAACUUACGAUUAUGCAAAAAAAAAACUAUAAAAUAUGAGUUAAUCGUAAAUUGGAAAUAUUUAUAUGAUAGGAGAUAAUCCAAAAAGUGAUAUAAAGGGUGGAAAUGAAAAUGGAUGUAUUACUAUUCUAAAGCGGUGUUUUUUAAAAAGUGAUAAUGAUUAUGAAAAUCCAGGAAACUAUGUAGUUGAUGAUUUUUAUGAAGCUAUAUAGAAAAUAUGUGAAUUGGAAAAUAUUCCUUUUUAACCUUUAAUGUGA